Molecule: messenger RNA, 1364 nt
Organism: Annulohypoxylon truncatum
Lineage: Eukaryota; Fungi; Ascomycota; Sordariomycetes; Xylariales; Hypoxylaceae
Product: WD40 repeat-like protein
Exons: 4
Coding region: 196-1161 (321 amino acids)
Cellular component (GO): Cdc73/Paf1 complex
Molecular function (GO): protein binding
Source: RefSeq, a predicted model, not a curated record
GAAGAAACGAUAUGUGAUGUAAUAUUCUAGAUGCGAGAUGGAAGUCUCGCCCCAGUCUCCAGUUUUCUAUUUAGCAUUUCGACCCCACCAUAACUCAGGUACAUACAAUAUUUCUAACUGGAUCAUCAACCCCACUACUUCUUCUAUACAUACAACAGCUUCAAGGAAAUCCAUACUUAUGGGUCGGUAGCAAUCAUGUCGAAGCAGUAUCUCACGACACAUACUAUCGACAAUGCUCAUAUAACCGACAUCUUCUCCCUUGCGGCUACUCCUAGCGCCCUUCUAUCUGCCAGCGGCUCUUCAACAAUACAUAUACACGCUACCACACAACCUAGCAUUCCUCUUGGCCAAUCUCUCACGGGCGCACACAAGCUCGGCUGCCACCAUAUCGCCGUUUCUACCGAUGGAAAGAUAGCGGCUUCAGCUGGAUUUGGCGGCGAAGUAAAGAUAUGGAAACUUGCUGAGUCAGGUAGCGACUGGCAACCAUUUGGUGAAUUAAAUACUGCUAAAGGUGCAGGUAAGGGAGUUGGUGAGGUGUGGGCCAUCGCACUUAGCGAAAAUGGCCAGUACCUGGCUUCUACGACCUACGAUGGGCGAGUCAAUGUGUGGGAUCUCUUUGGAGAUAGGUCAGAAAGAAUACGAGAGUACGAAACUGGCAAUUCCGGCUCUGGCUCCUUUGGCCUUUGCGUAGACCUAAGUCGCGAUGGCAAGUACACGGCAAGUGGCCAUCAGAAUGGUGCUGUCUAUGUCUUCAACAACGACACAGGUCGGUUAGCAUACUCACUUCCCGGACUUGUCAAGCCAAUCCGAACAGUAGCCUUCUCACCAGCCGGCACACGCUUAGCUGCCGCCGGGGAUGCAAGUGUUAUUGCCGUUUACGACACCAAGCAUGGUGAGCAUGUCGGCAAUCUGACCGGCCAUACGGCGUGGAUUACUUCCAUCGACUGGAGUGAUACGGGCGAGUACCUACUCAGUGGUGCCUUUGACGGCAAAGUGAAAGUGUGGUCCAUUGAUAGGGGUGUCUGUGUAGCAACACACAGCGAGACAGAAAAGGCUAUCUGGGCCGUCAAGUGGUUACCCAAGACAGGACGCAACGAAAUGUUCUGCACAGCCGGCGCGAACAGAAGUUUAACGUUCUACCGUGAAGCGACGGGAGUAUAGAAGAGUCAUUACAUCUACCACUUAGAUUUGAUGAAGGUACUUGCUUGUCUGGCGUUUAGAGAUAGGAAUGGGAAAAUGAACCCUGGCAUAUGUGACGGUCCGUUUCGGGGCGUCCGUAUUUCGCAGAAUCAUUUGCUGCGCUUUCAUGAUGAAUGAAGUCUCGAUGAGAUAGCUGAGAUAAUGAUUUACUACCAACCUUCUAA